AUGGCGGGAAGAGAGGUGGCCGGUAUCGAGCUAGAUUUUACUAGGGGCGGCGGUAAGAGUCGUCGAGCGAAGAUAAAGUCUUUUUGGGAGUUUAUCGACUGUCAGAAAGAACUGGUUCCCCUUCGGCCGGCUCAGGGCAAUGGCCAUGAGUCGCGAGUGAAUUGGUCGAAGGACUCGUCAGUUCGGUGCGACAAGUGCCUUGAUUCGACGAUUCCAGGAUGCGAUGACAACAGUUCGGGAGUUUGUGCCGGUUCCGAAUCGCCGCAAAGGAGGAGGAUUUGGUUCGAUGAAUUGAGGAUCCUGAAGGAGCUGGGACUGGACCGAGUCGCCUUGGCAGCCAGUAACACCUGCAAACGCUGCGUUCGCGAGGAGCAAAACAUGGAGGUAGAGCCCGAAUUUGCCGAUUCCGUGCCGCCGUCUUACCAGGAACUGACCGCGGACUUGAAGGCCUUUCAAGAACGCGUCAAGCACCAGAAAUCGAAACCCGCUUACGAGAAACCCGCGAAGUAUCAACAUUUGAUUCCGUGAUGAUGGAUUACGUUGUAUUCGACAUAGUUUGUCUCGACGGUAGAAAUUUCA
This is a messenger RNA of Neodiprion fabricii, 579 nucleotides long. RefSeq lists its product as uncharacterized. NCBI's taxonomy places the organism in Eukaryota, Metazoa, Arthropoda, Insecta, Hymenoptera, Diprionidae. The record is from RefSeq and is a predicted model, not a curated record. The coding region runs from base 1 to 528 and encodes 175 amino acids. The transcript is spliced from 3 exons.